Eriocheir sinensis (Chinese mitten crab) is the source of this 2861-nucleotide messenger RNA. Its product is annotated as CTD small phosphatase-like protein 2-B. The coding region runs from base 674 to 2356 and encodes 560 amino acids. The transcript has 10 exons. NCBI's taxonomy places the organism in Eukaryota, Metazoa, Arthropoda, Malacostraca, Decapoda, Varunidae. Gene Ontology annotation, molecular function: phosphoprotein phosphatase activity. The record is from RefSeq and is a predicted model, not a curated record.
CGCUCGAACAUUUAAUUGAUCUGGAACGAUCUGAAACGAUUUCUCAUCACCAUGGAACGCGAGGCGUGGACAUGAACCUCACUGGGCCGUUCAUAAUAACGAGAGGGUGGGUGGCUGUCGUGCUGGUAGCGGAGGAGCAACCCCAACCAACGCGUCGCGGAGGCCAUCAUUAGGGCCUUCGUAUAGCCCGUAGGUGCGUGGGAGUCAAGAGUUGAAGGAAGGGAGCGUGGCGCGAGCCCGACCUUGGCUGCGGCCCCUCUCCUCUCCUCCUCCUCCCAACAGCUCCUCCCCCGCACUAAAGGGAACCACUGCCGCUGCACAGUUCUCCUCACAGUGUCAGUCUCUGGCGCUCUUCCUCCAUCGACAGUUGUGGUGUGGGGUCUGCGGCGGACUGUGCGGUUGGGUUAGUCGUGAUUACGUAACUGUUAUGCGUUAUGACUGACACACCCGGCCUGUGGAUCACUAGGGCAUUUGUUCCUGUUGUCGAUGGAGUUCAAGGCCAGCCGGGAACUUGUUGAAAUUGGACAAAACGAUACACUUAACACCACUAGCUGGCAGUCACCCCUCACCGCAGCGGCAGCGAGACAGACAGCAGAGGAAGGCGUGUGUUCUACCAGCAGCAGCGCGAGGGGUCCGUGUUAGGCAAUGGUGCCGGGAUGUGGUAGACUUGAGGAUGAACCUGCGUGACCGAACGAGCCGUAGCCAGAGCAGCAGCCCUGUUAGCAGCAGUAGCAGCAACAGCGGUGGUGGUGGUGGUGGUGGCAAAAGUAGUGGCAGUGGAGGAGGAGGUAGCAGCCACUUCCGGAAUCACCACUGUCGCUCUCCCCUCUCACUAGCCUCCACAUGUUCCGUCACAUCAACCAGUGUUCUGAAGUCACCAGUCAAGGCCUCUCGAGCUCAAAGGCAAAUUAAGAGGUCAAACAGUGCCUUUGAGGAACAGAAUGAAAAUUUGCUGUUGUCACCAGCGCAGUACAACAGUGUGGUGAAUGCCUCACUUCCUAAUUGCCACUCUUCUUCAUUUCUCCGCACAUCUCGAUAUGCUAGCAAAUUCUCCAAUUGCAAGUCCAACCAUCAAGCUCCAGUAAUUGACUCAGAUAACAAUAUCAUCGGCUCUAAAUUGCUCAAGCCACGUCCUCUGAGGAUCAGCAAGCGCCAGAACCAGUCUCCACCAAAUUACAAGUGUCACCCACCCCGCAAGCCACACAGCAAACGACACCAUAUUGCUAAUGGAAGUCAGGCAUCAAAGCAGGUUCUGAAAGAAGUUCACGAAAUGAAGACCGCAGCCAUGGACACCUCUCUCUUCUCUCCUGUGUAUGCAGUUGACUCCACUCCCUCACCACUCUCCUCACCCCUCACUAGCCCAUCUCUGGGACGAACCUUCUCAAGGGAAAAUAUAGAGGAACAUUGUCUGGAGAAAGAACCAGAAGAUUUAGAAGAUGUUGAAGACUACGAAGACCAAGAAAUUUGCAUUCAAGAGAGGUUGUGUCCAGACGACAGUUCCAGCAGCCCAAGCCUUACACAACUGUCAACUCGUAUUCAGCUUGAUAUCCCAAGCAUUCUUGACCCACCAAUGUCAGAUUCAUCACAAGGGUUAGAACCUGAGGAAGCAAUGAUGAUCGCUCAAGUUUCUCACUGCACUGUGCAAGAAAAUAAAGAAAAUUAUGAGGCUGGUGGAGCUUAUGAGAGUUCAUGUGAUGAGGGUUAUGAGGAAUGGGAGGCCUUUGAUCCCUAUUUUUUCAUCAAGCACCUGCCCCCGCUCACACCAGAGAUGAGGGCAAGGAACCCAGCUCUGCCCCUCAAGACCCGCAGUUCACCAGAGUUUACUCUUGUCUUAGAUCUGGAUGAAACGCUGGUUCACUGCAGUCUACAGGAACUUGAGGAUGCCACCCUCAGCUUCCCAGUGGUGUUCCAGGAUGUCAACUACCAAGUGUUUGUCCGCACCCGCCCCUAUUUUCGAGAAUUCCUGGAACAUGUUUCCAACUUAUAUGAGGUCAUUCUCUUCACAGCAAGCAAGAAGGUAUAUGCUGACAAACUUAUGAAUCUGCUUGACCCACAACGAAAAUGGAUCAAGUACAGAUUGUUUCGUGAGCACUGUGUGUGUGUUCAGGGUAACUACGUAAAGGACCUAACAAUACUAGGAAGAGAUCUUUCCAAGACAAUUAUUGUGGACAACUCUCCUCAAGCAUUUGGCUACCAGAUAAAUAAUGGAAUUCCUAUCGAGAGCUGGUUUGUUGACAAGGAUGACAGGGAGCUUGAGAAGUUGCUGCCUUUCCUAGAGUCACUUGUGGACAAGGAUGACGUGCGACCAUUCAUUCGUGAAAAGUACAAACUGGAAACUUAUCUGCCCCCAGACUAAGCUCUAACUUUCGGUGUGAAGGUUCACAAACAUUAGAAACAUUGAUUUGGUACAAGUGCUAUUUCAUCUCCAGUAAAACGUAGCAGUGUUUCAUAUUUGCAUUUAGCUCAAGAGGUUAUUAAGAAAAGGUGCCUGAAAUUAAAAUAGUCACUCAAGUGUUGCUGCUUGUAUUUCAGGUUUUAAGUAAUGAUUGCCAAUGAAUGGCCAGGUCUUCUGGUUAUAAGGAAUUGUGCUGAAAUAAUGAAAGGUAUAUUUCCUAUAGUACAUCAUCUUCAAGUGGUAUAAAGCCAACUGGCUGCAAGGUACAGCAAUUUCCUAUCAACAUACUUUGUACAAAUGGGAAAAUAUGGAAGUUGAAAGUUAUUCAGUGAAUUAUGCAUUAAGCUCUCAAGAGAUACAAUUUAAUUUCUAAGAUUAGUGCUUCAUGAAUUUUAUAUUAUGAUCUUAUGUAGUUAAUAUACACCAAUAUCAAAUAAUAUAAAUGAAUAAAAAAUUCAAGAAAAUU